Molecule: messenger RNA, 1110 nt
Organism: Anoplopoma fimbria (sablefish)
Lineage: Eukaryota; Metazoa; Chordata; Actinopteri; Perciformes; Anoplopomatidae
Gene: c19h15orf61
Product: chromosome 19 C15orf61 homolog
Exons: 3
Coding region: 223-687 (154 amino acids)
Source: RefSeq, a predicted model, not a curated record
GCAGACACAACACGCUGCGGCUCGUAGCGCAGAGAGGCUCUCUCAGGUCUCCUGUUGUGUUAAGACUCAUUGUGUUUGUUCAGCCUGUUUAUCCGGACGUGUAGCUCAGUGAAGCAGAAUAUAAUCAGCAGAAUAUUCGUCGAUUAGUUUACAAACAGGGACGGUCUUGUUUGCUAACUUUAGCUCACGUACAGGUGACAUAUUCUACAUUUCACACAAGUCAUGAAGGUGUUUUUCAGGAAGAUACACAGCAUCUUCCUGAGGAUUGUCCUGUUUCCGGGCACAUUUGGCCGGACUCGGGCCGCCGCCUCGGAGGUGCUGACCUGCCACCUGCUGCAGCGUCAGCUCCCUCCGUGGACCUCCUACUGUGUCCGCUACAGCUCCGUCCACAACGACCAGUUCGGACUGUCCAACUUUAAUUGGAGCGUCCAGGGAUCCAACUACCAGAUACUGCGAACAGGCUGCUUCCCCUUCAUAAAGUACCACUGCACCAAGGCGCCUGCGCAGAACCUGGACUAUGAGGACAGGUUUUUCACCGUGUUGAAGGUUCUUAAUUUGGGCAUCCCUUGUUUGGCCUAUGGCAUUGGUUGCUGGAUGGUAGUGGGAGCUGCAGAAACAGUGCAGACAAGUGCUGGACCUGUCACAGUCUAUUUUGCCUACAAAGAAGAUGAAGGCGCACAGUACUAAACCAUGAAUAAAUCUAUUUUUUGUGUAUUUUUUGAGACUCUUGUCUGCCAAGCUGCUGUACUUAAAACAGUUGAAAUGUUCUGCUGGACAUAUUGAUGAAGAGCCAUCUUAUGUCACUGGUGCUCUUAUUGUCUGACUGCACAGGUUCAUUUGUGUUUAAUUAUUUAAGAUUUAAAAGCAGCACAGAAGUCAGUAAUGCAUGUUAUUACACUGACACACAAUACUUACUGUGUUUGUUCAGAAAGCUAACUUUCCAUUAACAUUUAAUGAAAGGUUUAGGAUUUCUCGAAGAAUGGACUGUUUGACACUGCACUUUUUCAUGGAUGUUUCCAAAGCCAUGUUUGUGAACGUUGUAUUAGCCUCCAGUGCACAUGUCUUCAGAGUCGAUGCAUUGUAAAAGUAUAUAUUUUGCAACAAAUAUUA